CUGCAUUCUGCAUGUAUACGUAUAUAUGCCUUGAUGGCAGGUUUCCUUCACGUAUGUUAUUUUCGUAAUGCAACAGAUGUUAUUUAGGUUCAUGUCUUAGAUGCAUGCUUAGGGGUGUUUGACAGUUAGUACUCAGGCACCCGUCACGGCCCAUCUGUUUGGGUCGUGACAUUUAUUUAUUCCACACCCACCAAUAAUUGCACCAACUCUAACUAUAGAUCUAGAUCUAGAGUUUCCUUCUUCUAUAAAUACUUCUAAAAGGGCUGGAAAAAAUAUGAGAGAGGAAGUAUAUGUUUCCAAUGGUGAUGUCCAAAGAGAAGGUUCUGCUAGUGGAGAUCUAAACAAUUCCAUUACACCCUCUGAAGAAGAUGCAGGCACUAAGGAAGAAUUUGAACUUUCUGAUGAUUAUGGAAGAUGUUCAUGAAGAACUUAAGAAAGUAAAAAAGGAAAGAAAAAAAUAGGAAAGAAAGACCUGAUGGGUUUCUAAGUGAGGCUGGACUGGAUGAAGGUUAUGAUGAUAUUGAUAAAGAAAUAAAAAAUCUAAAGGAUAAAUUGGGAGGUGAUGAUGAUGAGCCAUAUUAUGACUCAUCAGAGGCUGACAACUUUGCUAGUGAAUCUGAAGGUGAAACUGUUAGUGAUGAUGAAGUAGUAGAAGAACACUUGAGGCUAAGGAGAAAGAGUAACAUGGUAGUAUAUGAUCCUUCUUGUGAAAAAGUUAUUUGGGAGAUUGGUCAAGUAUUUGAAAAUGUGAAAGAGUUCUGAGAGGCUUUGACCAAGUAUGUUGUAAAGAAAGGGGUUCAACCAAGUAUGCUAUAAAGAAAGGGGUUCAACUAGAUAAAUAUAAGAACGAACCAAGUAGUGUUAGGGUGAAGUGCAAAGAUGGUUGUCCUUGGAUGAUAUAUGCUAGCAAGGAAGGUAGGAGUUCAAAUUUCACAAUCAAGACAUAUAAUCCUAGACAUAAAUGCCAUAAGACCAACAUCAACUUUCUUUGCGAUUCAAAAUAUCUAGCUAAUCAUUAUAAGGAGAGGAUUAUUUCACAACCUACCAUUAAAGGGUGGGGAAUACAAGAUCUUGUCAGGGAAGACUUUGGUGUGUAUGUGGGUAAGGCUAUUUGUUUAAAGACAAGAAAAAUUAUUUUGAAAGAAUUCAUGAGAGAUCAUAUUGUUGAGUUUGGUAGAUUUUUUGACUAUUGAGAUGUGCUUCUACAAACAAAUUCUAGUAGCACAUGUAUAGUUAAGGUAUCUAAUUUAGAAGAUGGUAAGAAAGAGUUUAUAAGCUUCUAUAUAUGCUUUACUGCUAUGAAGAGGGGAUUCAUGGAGGGAUGCAGAAAAUGUAUAGGACUGGAUGGUUGUUUUUUGAAGGGGAUAUGCAAAGGACAAUUAUUAGUUGCGGUUACUAAAGAUGGAAACAACCAAAUGUUUUCCAUAGCAUGGGCCGUUAUUGGGACUGGAAAAAAAAGGAAACAUGGACAUGGUUUAUGAGGAUAUUGCAAGAGGACUUACAGCUUAGAGAUGGAAAUGAGAUCACUAUAAUCAGUGACAUGCAAAAGGUUUGGUUAGUGCUGCUGAAGAAGUAUUUCCAGCUUGUGAGCACAAAAUGUGUAUAUUCUGUCAAACUUGUCAAAAAAUGGAGGGGAAUUGAGAGAAGGAAGAAGUUUUGGAGUUGUGCUAGAGCAACAUAUGAGGCCGAAAUGAAAAAGAGGCUAGAUGAAUUAAAUACAUUGGGUUACAAUAUUGUUGAAGAUCUUAUUUCAUACAACAAAGAAAGAUGGUGCAAAGUCUACUUCAAAAAAUUCUCCAAAUGUGACAGUGUGGACAAUAAUAUGUCGGAAAGCUUUAAUGCCUAAAUAUUGGGAGCUAGACACAAGACAAUUGUGUCAAUGCCAGAAGAAAUUAGAGUCAAGGUCAUGAUAAGGAUAGCUAAGAUAAGGGCCUUUGUUGAAACUUGGGUAGAUGAGAUAUCUCCAAUGGUACUGAAGAACUUCAACACUAAUAUGGAGAAGUCAAUGAAAUGUAAGAUUCAUUAGAAUAGAGAGCACGACUUUGAAAUUAUGGAAGGUAGAAUUAAGUUUAUCGUUCACCUAGAAAGAGGAUAUUGUAGUUGCAGGUCAUGGCAAUUGAAAGGUAUUCCUUGUGCACAUGUCAUAACAGCAAUGCAGUUUAGGAUGAUUGAUGCAUCUGAGUCAAUUGCAUUAUGGUACAGAAAGGAGACAUAUUUGCAAGCUUAUUCCAAUUUCAUACAACCUGUUCCUAAUAUAAUAAUGUGGCCAGCUACAUCAAAUCCAAAGAUUGAUCCACUUACAGUUAGAAAAAUGCAUGGCAGGCCAAAGAAGAAUAGAAGAAAAGAGGAAGGAAAAAUUAAAAGAGUUGAAAAGUUAUCAAAAAGAGGAAUAGCUAUGACAUGCUCGAUUUGCAAGUCCAUUAAAAACAAUAAAAGAAGUUGUCCUUCAAGGCCUGAAGCAACAUCAGCCACAAGAACAACAGCAUCCACAGGAAACACAGGUGUUACAACAGAGUAUAAUGCUACCCAGCAGUCAUCUACUGGAAGUACAAGAAAGAGAAGUGUUGACAAUCAACAAGAAUCUACAAGCAAGGGAGGUGAAUCUAGAGCGAGCAGAAGUAAGUAUAAGAGUCCAAGAGUUGUGUGGGGCAUGGUGUAUUUGUAUCUAAGACUGGUUAUAGUUGUGUUAAUCAAGGUUUGCAAUGCAGCAAAUUAGUUACCACACCUACAAUGAUAAAUUCCGCAGAAGUUACAGGUGAUACUGGGUAUAAGCCUAACAAGUCUUUGAAGUGGAAAGGAAAGCCAGCUAUUAGCCAAAGACAACUCCAAAUAAAAAGUACUAUGCAUAGAUUUCAAAAAAAAAAAAGCAAAAGCUAUUAAGAUUCAAACAACAUCUCAAACUGGAAAAUCUCCAUCCAAAGAACCAACAUAGAUUUGUUCUAUGAUUAAGUUAGUUUUUUUGGUGUAUGUUUGGUAUGUAAUCAGAUAAUUACAACUUUCUUUAUGGUAGUAUUUUGUGUAGUUGUCCGAUUUUUUUGGUAAACAGCUCUUUUGUGAUACUGGUAGUAUUUUGUGUAGCUGUUCGAUAUCGGUAGUAUUUUGUGCAACUGUCCGAAUUUUUUGGUAAACAGCUCUUUGUGAUAUUGUCCAGAUUUUUGUUGCUA
This is a messenger RNA of Nicotiana tabacum (common tobacco), 3164 nucleotides long. RefSeq lists its product as uncharacterized. NCBI's taxonomy places the organism in Eukaryota, Viridiplantae, Streptophyta, Magnoliopsida, Solanales, Solanaceae. The record is from RefSeq and is a predicted model, not a curated record.